GCGGGGAGAGGCCCCGAGCCGGAGUUGGGCGAGCCGGGCGCGCGGCCCAGACAGGAAUCUUGCCCAUUUCUCAGAUGGGCACCCAGAAGCCCUACGCCAGGAAGUGACCUGCCCGCUGCCAGUGCCACCACCCCCACAUAGCUGAUCUCCACGGCCGACCCCGCUUCCUGCCGCUCAUGCCGCUGGGACUGGGGCGGCGGAAGAAGGCCCCGCCUCUGGUGGAGAAUGAGGAGGCCGAGCCGGGCCGCGGCGGGUUGGGUGCGGAGCCGGGGUCCCUGGGCGGCCUGGGGGCCGGGGGACCCCACCCGGGCCUGCCCCCGCCGCCCGCCGCCCUGCGGCCCCGCCUCGUGUUCCACACCCAGCUGGCCCACGGCAGCCCCACCGGCCGCAUCGAGGGCUUCACCAACGUCAAGGAGCUGUACGGCAAGAUCGCAGAGGCCUUCCGCCUGCCGGCCGCUGAGGUGAUGUUCUGCACGCUCAACACCCACAAGGUGGACAUGGACAAGCUCCUCGGGGGCCAGAUCGGCCUGGAGGACUUCAUCUUUGCCCACAUCAAGGGGCAGCGCAAGGAGGUGGAGGUGUUCAAGUCAGAGGACGCGCUGGGGCUGACCAUCACGGACAACGGGGCGGGCUACGCCUUCAUCAAGCGCAUCAAGGAGGGCAGCGUGAUUGACCACAUGCAGCUCAUCAGCGUGGGCGACAUGAUCGAGGCCAUCAACGGGCAGAGCCUGCUGGGCUGCCGGCACUACGAGGUGGCCCGGCUGCUCAAGGAGCUGCCCCGAGGCCGCACCUUCACGCUCAAGCUCACGGAGCCCCGCAAGGCCUUUGACAUGAUCGGCCAGCGAUCCGCAGGUGGCCGCCCCGGCUCCGGCCCCCAGUUAGGCACUGGCCGAGGGACCCUCAGGCUGCGGUCCCGGGGUCCCGCCACGGUGGAGGACCUGCCUUCGGCCUUCGAGGAGAAAGCCAUCGGGAAGGUGGAUGACCUGCUGGAGAGCUACAUGGGCAUCCGGGACACGGAGCUGGCGGCCACCAUGGUGGAGCUGGGGAAGGACAAGAGAAACCCUGACGAGCUGGCCGAGGCCCUGGACGAGCGGCUUGGGGACUUUGCCUUCCCGGACGAGUUCGUCUUUGACGUCUGGGGUGCCAUUGGGGAUGCCAAGGUUGGCCGCUACUAGAAGUUCCGAGAACUCCUCCCCACGCUCCCUGGGGGUGGCCACGUGUGGUGGGGGGCCGGGCCUCCAGACCCCAGCAUCCGGCUUAGGCCAAGCUGAGCGGCUGGCUGGCGGAGAGGGGGGUCCCCCGGGGAGGUGGGGUGAGGAAAGGACGAGCCCUGACAUCCCCUACCACCGUAGUCGGUACCACCCGCCCCGCCACCUACCUCAGCAGGCAGGGGUCAGGCACAGGAGAGGACGGGGGACGGGCCACGUGGGGCUCACGGCCUGUU
This is a messenger RNA of Ochotona curzoniae (black-lipped pika), 1444 nucleotides long. It is a transcript of the gene GIPC1, whose product is annotated as GIPC PDZ domain containing family member 1. The record is from RefSeq and is a predicted model, not a curated record. NCBI's taxonomy places the organism in Eukaryota, Metazoa, Chordata, Mammalia, Lagomorpha, Ochotonidae. The transcript has 8 exons. Bases 177 to 1175 code for a protein of 332 amino acids. Gene Ontology annotation, molecular function: protein binding.